UUGGUCAACAAACCGCAAGAACGCGUGUGAAGCGAAUAUUUACAACAACAAAUAGAGCGUGUUUUUGUCCCAUAAAACGCAAGGGGUUUCGUAGGCUGUCGUAAGAAAGGGGUCAAUAUAAACCAACAACUAAUACAAACAAAUUAAUAAAAAAAGAAAAAAUAAAUACAAUGGCCUUUAGUUAAAUGUCAUGAAUUACCAAUAAUUUGCAAUAAAUUACAAACGGCAACGAGAAAAUAAAACCAAAUUAAAUCAAAAGUGUAACGAGCUGUUAAGCAAAUGAAAUUUUCUUUUAAUAUCAAAUUGUAUAAUGUGAAGUUAGUGAACAAGAAAAUAUGUGAAUGAAAUCAAAGAAUUUAUUUAAGAAAAACUACAUAAAAGUAUUUAUAGUCGAUUUUUUAGUCCACCCAAGUACAUGUAUGCGUUCCGUGCAGAACAGUACAAGUGGCGACACAAAAAAUCCAUAUUUGGAUAAUAGCCAAUAAAUUUUUAACCCACUAAUAAGAGGAAUUCAUUAUUGUUGUUCAGUACAGUACGGAGCUGGGUAAAUGAUGGCUACCACAAGCUUCCUCUUGGACACACUUUCGAAUGGAAGUGGGGCCCGUUUGACUUUGGGUUCUGCCGUCCUGGUCUAUCUAAUAGCCUACAAUGAGACAACAGCACCAUGUGUGGUCUUGGCCACCAUAAUGGCAACAUUAUUUGGUAUCUUGGCAGCUCGUUGUAAAACCAGCCUAAAAACUUUACAAAUUCCCUACAUACGAGCCAGCAACAAAUUUGAUUUUGGCUGUCUUUUCUUAGCCACCUGGAUGGAUAUGUUGGCCAUAUUGUGUGCUUGUGGCGCACUGGCUCGUACACUGAGCAUGUGUUUAGAUGCUAUGACUGGUGGUCUGGCUCGUAUUAUGAUUUUGGGCCGCAAUUCACCAGCCAACGAACCAUGGCCAGAUGUUUUGGGUGUUGGUGUAGUGUUUCUAGUAACUGGCAUGUUUAUGUUGGGCCUAGAGCACUCAAAGGCUUUUAGCUUUAUAAUGGCUUUGGCCAUGUUCGGUUUAAAUGCCAUUCUAAGUGCAGUUGGCUGGUGGAAUGGUGAUGCUGUGGCCUGGCAUGAAACAAUUUUGCAGCCAAAUGGUUUCAAAAGUUUUUUAACUGCCACUGCUAUACUAACGUUUUCCUUUCCGGCUGACUAUCCCACACAAAGAACCGGCUGGCAACGUUUUACCGGAUUUUUUCUCAUUUUAUUGGUAACAAUAUCACUACUAUUGGCUUCCGGUUGUUUAACCACUAUUCUACAUUAUAAAGCCGUUGAAGAAUAUGUUGCAGUGCCUCUCUUUCAUAUAUUAGAUGAAAAUAAUUUCCAUAAACUGGUGCCAGCUGCGGCCUGUAUGUUAAUGCUGACUGUAACUGGCGGUUUCUUGGAGCUAUUUCCGGAAUUGUAUCGUAUUAUAGUUAGAUUUGCCACAUCAGAGUGGAGAAUUCUAACCAAACAAAUAGCAUAUGAAAGUAGUGAUAGUGGUAAUCCAGUGCUGGCGGUGUUUAUAGCAGGAAGCUUAUGCGCCAUGUUAUCCUUUGCCUGUCCCUUGCAAAAUCUCAGUCAUAUUUUGGCGGCCAGUCAUUUAUGUGCGGUAUUCUUUAGGGCCUUCUAUUUGCUGUACUCGCCAUUUAGACCAAAAUUUAUAUUACAAUCAAACACCGAUUCUUCUUUAUCCUAUAGCCGUCUGUCAACCGAACCUAUUAGCCAUAGUUCAUCAACUUCACGUUUAAAACGCAGCUUAUGGAAUUUAAGUGUUGGCAAACAGGUGCCUAGUAAAAAGCCUAAAACUAAGCCGAAAAACAAGCAAGAGGUGGAAAAAGAGUGGUUACUAUUGGGUGAACCCACUUCGCCUUGUCCCCAAAGAGAACCCAAAGAUGUGGAGUCUACUAUUUUAUCAGAUGGAGAGCCACCGCCUUCUGAUUUUGAAUAUCCCGAUAAGUUUGAGAAUUCCGAUUCGGAUACAUCGACCGAUAUCGAUGCCAUUGUGGAUGAGUAUAGACAAAAGGUUAAAGUAACCACAGCUGGGCCUUUGGAUCGUACUGCUCGUGUGCCUACCAUCUCUUCUUGGAGAGUAACUAUAUUUGCUAUAGUUGUGGUAUUUUUGGGUAUGGCUUUAAGUUUAGCUGGUAUUUAUAUGCAUUGGCCGCCAGCAGCUUUAACGGGAUCUAUAGGAGUCUUCAUCAUCAGUCUCAUGAUGCCUUUAAUACCCAAAUACACCGGCAGCGUGGUCAAUGUCAGCCCUGUAAUAUGCUGUUCCAGCAUAUUUAUCGGUGGCAUACUGUUCGCUUCAUGUGCUCAAAACUCAUGGCCCGCUAUUGUAUUUUGGAUUGUGGCCGGUCUAAUCAUGCUCAUACGUUGUGAUAAUUUAUGCUGUGCAUGCCUCAAUCAAACGUCCACCAUUAAUGAACAACUAAUACCCAGUGUCUCGGCCAAGACGACGACCACCACAACAAUACGUAUGCCCAGACCACCAAAAGGUAUUGUCACUAUACCCACCCGGGUCAAUGCACCCAGAUGACAAUCCGAGUCCUCGGAGGGCGAAGAUUUGUUCAAUGAGGACUUUAAUAUACAUGAUUUCGAAGAAGAUGAUGACGAUGAAAACAAUGACAGAUGGACUGAGUAAUGGGCGAUGUGGAAUGGGGGAGGAGAAAGAGUAUUAAAUAUUAUAAACGAUAAAAUGUGUUAUUCAAGUGAUUUUUAAAAUGCUUUAAAGUUUUGCCUCAGCAUACAACAACAAAACCAAACAAAAAAAAAUACUAAAUAAUUAAUUGCCAGAAUUGAACAGAAAAAACCAACAACUUUUAAUUAAUAUUAAAAUUUAAAACAAACA
Molecule: messenger RNA, 2858 nt
Organism: Calliphora vicina (urban bluebottle blowfly)
Lineage: Eukaryota; Metazoa; Arthropoda; Insecta; Diptera; Calliphoridae
Gene: tadr
Product: torn and diminished rhabdomeres
Exons: 11
Coding region: 549-2546 (665 amino acids)
Biological process (GO): L-ornithine transmembrane transport; L-arginine import across plasma membrane
Cellular component (GO): plasma membrane
Molecular function (GO): L-ornithine transmembrane transporter activity; L-arginine transmembrane transporter activity; L-lysine transmembrane transporter activity
Source: RefSeq, a predicted model, not a curated record